CCGGUUCCGUUCGCGAGGCUUGAGACCCAGAGAGCAGGGAAGCCCCACAGGCCUUCACAGAGCCUAUUUUCCCAGUUUUCCAGGGCUGGGAUUCGAACUAACGUAAGCAUUCUAGUGCUUACCACUGAACUUAUAUCCCCAGUCCUGUUUUGCUUUGUUUUUAAAGUGAAAUGAGAAGUCACCGAAAUUCAAUCAAAGAAGAAAAGCUUUGAUGACCAGACUAACACUAGAGACAGGACUGCUAACAAGGUCCUGGUGGUGAUAGGGGCAAAGAGGGAGCUGCCCGUGUGUUGAUGGGAGUCGAAGGCUACAGAAGCAAAGGCUGACAAAGCAUUAGGGAAGAAGACAGCUAGAAGCCAGGAGGGGGAUGGACUGGAAGAAACAAUUUUUCAAAAGUUCCGCUGAGAAGCUAAGGAAAUUGAGCUUUGCAAAUGCGUUGCAGCUAGGCAGCCGGAGGUCCAAGGUUGUGCCUGCUGAUACUCCUUUGUGGCUUCAUCCUUAGUCUACCUGUCAUUUAGUAGUAACAAGUGAUAAAGAAAUACAUAUAUCAUUAUUAACUAUAUUAAUGUUAAUAUUCAAUCAUAAACAUACAUGUUUACCCAGUAUGCUUGCCAUGGUUUUCUACCAAAUGCAUACUUCACCAUGGAUGUAAAGUUAGAAAUGUUAGGUCAGGGGUGCAUUCAAGUCGUUCAUAGACCAGAUCAAAUCACUCACUCUAAUCCCUGUGCCUGCCAGAUCGCUAAGGAAGAACUGGGGAGGAACACUGAGGGAUAAAAAGACAGGACGCUGCACGUGGGGACCCAGCGGAGCGUUCUGAGCUUCCAUCCGAGGCAGCUGCAUCAUUUGAACUGGUCGUCAUCAUGAGGGCCGUCUCCUUCCCCUUUUCUAAGUUAGUGCGUUCGCUGUUGUAAAUGAUAACUGACGAGAGUCAAUCAUGAAAUCUCUUUCUGUAGAACGUCAGCACGGGAAUGGCCAUAGCUGGGAUCGUGUUACUAAUGAGAAGUGUCCGACUGCCUCUUCAGAUAUUCCAGUUGAGUUUAUAAGAAAGAAAGUGAAGCUCCGCGGCCGAUUACACCGGAUAACCGAGUGUGGUCUAGAAAUUGAACAUAUUCCUAUUACUUUACCUUUUAUAUCUUCGUGGAAAAAAGAGCCAUGUGGGUUUUUGCUGGUUAAGCUGGCUGGAGUAGAACUCACUGAAGCCGGUAAGGUCUGGUUACAGAAAGAGCUAAAACCUUCCCAGCUGCUGUGGUUCCAGCUUCUUGGAAAGGAGAAUUCAGCACUCGUUUGCUACCUUCUAGUGAACAAGGGUGGAUACUUUAACGUGAAUCUGAAUGAGGAAAUUUUGAGAAGAGGCUUGGGCAAAACUGUUCUUGUUAAAGGGCUAAAUUAUGACUCAAAAACCCACUGGAAAGUCCACAGAAACUUACUUAAGGCUGAACUGACAGCUGUAAAGAAAGGAGAAGGAAUAUGGAAGGAAGAGUCUGAAAAAGAAAGCUAUUUGGGAAAAUUCAAAGAUUCCUGGAGAGAAAUAUGGAAAAAUGACAAUUGUUUAAAAACAAGCAGACCAGAUUUCCACUUGACAAAAGACAGUUAUUAUGACAGGUUUCGAAGGGCUUAUGGAAGCUGGAAGGACCAUGUGGGCAACUUCUCUUUAGUUUUGAAACUCAGAGAACUUGUGAGCCGCUUGCACUUUAGGAGAAAAAGAUGAAGCAUCCUUAAGGCCUAGAGGUGACCUAGGUGCAUGACUAUAUGACCACUUUUCUUUGAGUCAAAUGGAAAUUUCUUCGGGUGACCAAAAUUCUAGUCAAGUGGUCCUUAAAGAUUCAAAACACUGUUAAAACCAAAAUCAAUUUGAAGGAAUUAUGAUCAAUGCAAUAUACUUUCAGGAAAAAAAUGACACACUAUACAGUUACCUGGUAGAAGGCUGUAUCCAUGCAGAACUAGUGUUUUGCCUGUUUCUUCUCCUGCCCUGCCCCUAGUGCUGUGGAUUGAACGCAGGGCCUCAUGCACUCUGGAUUCACUAGCAUACCAUGACUGAGUCUCAUUGCCAGCGCCAUAUUGCUAAUGUCUCAAGAGAAAGUUCAAGUAUUGACUGUUAAAUUAGUUAUUUGGCACAGCUAGAUUUAAUAUUUGUUUUUCAAUGUCAUCAACUUUAUAAUAAAGGAAGUUUUGGAAUGUUUUCUUUCUAAGCCACUUUUUCUCCCAGUGUCUUUCUAGC
This is a messenger RNA of Chionomys nivalis (European snow vole), 2218 nucleotides long. RefSeq names its product chromosome 24 C3orf33 homolog (gene Miso1). The record is from RefSeq and is a predicted model, not a curated record. NCBI's taxonomy places the organism in Eukaryota, Metazoa, Chordata, Mammalia, Rodentia, Cricetidae. The coding region runs from base 935 to 1708 and encodes 257 amino acids. The transcript is spliced from 4 exons.